UAUUGUGUUUGUUCUUGAUUGGCUAGGUGAAUUGAGCAAAGGAAGUCAAGCAAGGGAGAAUUGAAAAGCAAUGAGCUAAGCUAAGUAUAAAAAAAGGAUAAAUUGCAAGCUAAGAAAAAAUUGAAAAAAAAAAUGAAUUAAAGUUGCUUAAGGACCCUUUGUGAGAUCUUCUUAACUCAAUCACUAGUUAAAUCUUUGGCCCGCGUGGAGGCAAUUUAAUUUUCUUUGCAUAUUGUUCAAGCAUGGGAGUAUGGGAUCAUCGUAUGUGGAGAUUUAUUGAUUGAUUUGUUGUGGGGGCGAAGUGCUUGCUUUGUUGAUUUUGUUGUUGUGUGGUCUUAAUCAACCCUUCGUCAUUCUAGUGGAAAAUCUAAAGGGUCAUCUUUGUUAUUUAGACCCGAAUUUCAUAGAACAUCCGCCUUUCAACCAAUUUCCUCUCAGAGUUCAAGCUCCAAUUCCUCCAAUGAUCCUUUGUGAUCAUUACAACCUUCAUGAAUAUCAUUCACUAACUUGCAUCUUGCUUCCUAAUUUUGGGGCCAAUCAUUAUGAAAUUAAGCCCGAGACUAUUCAAAUGUGUCCACUUUUCUAUGGCUUAAAUGAUGAGGAAUCUUACAAACAUCUUGAUGAAUUUCUUGAGAUAUGUUCCACCGUGAAAUAUAUGAAUAUCUCGGAGGAAAUUUUUAGGUUACUUCUCUUCCCAUUUACUCUUAAAAAUAAGGCAAAACAUUGGUUCAACAAUUUGGAGCCAAAUUCAUUAACUUAUUGGAUACAAAUGCAAAAUAAAUUUUUGAAAAAAUUUUACCCCGUAAGUUUGACCAAUUCAAUGAGAACCGCCAUUAGAGAAUUUUCUUAUAGGGAAGGAGAACUUUUACAUGAGGCUUGAGAAAGAUUGAACGACUUGCUAAGGAAAUGCCCACACCAUGGCAUUCCUAAAUGGCAAGUGGUUCAAUAUUUCUAUGAAGGUCUAUCCGACACUCAUAAGGACAUUGUUGAUACAUCAUGUGGAGGUUCAUAUUUUGGAAAACAUGAGGAUGAUGUUUGGCACCUUUUUGAGAAAAUGAGUGAAAAUUCAUUGCAUAAGUCUCACACUUCUCGGGUGAGUCAUGAUCAUAUUAACAAAAAGAGAAAUUUAAAAGUAUGUUAAAUUGAGAGUCCAAUGGAGAUUGUUGCCAAGGUUAAAACUCUUAUUCAAAAACUUAAUCAAUUUUUAUUGAGUAAAAAACCGAUAACUAAAUCAUCUCCUCUUAUUAAUCAUCAUCUUCAUCAUUCUUGUGAGCCAUGCAUGACUUCUUCAAGUGUAUUGCACACUACUUCCAAUUGUUUCCAUGGACAUGUGCUUGAUGAACGCUAUGAACAAGUCAAUGCCGCAUUUGCUCACCCUCUUCCAAAUGCUUAUGUUCCGGUGUGGAGUGAUCAUUCAAAUCCUUUCUAAGCUAAAAAUUUUCAAAAUCGAUAUAUUCCUCCUCAUCAAAGAAAUAAAGGUUCAAAAGGAUUUGUUUCAUCUUCUUCUUAUCAUCAAAGAAUGAAUCAUUUCACUCAUCCUCAAGCUUAUAAUUCUCAAAGUAGCUCUAAUAAUCCUCAUGAACUUUCUAGCAACUCCACAUUUGAAGAUAAGGUCUUAGUGGCUUUGAGUAGUUUGGAAAUGAACACGAAUUUGUUACAUUCUCAUUCUCAAUCGAUAUCAAAGCUUGAGUCUCAAAUCAGGAUGUUAGCUAAUGCAUUGAAUGCGAAAGAAAUUGGUAAAUUGCCUAGCCAACCCGAAAGGAACCCAAAAGCCUAAUAUCUUGUGGAAGCAAACUCUACAUCAGGGUGCCCCUCCCAAGAGCAAAUGCAAGCAAUUACCACUUUGAGAAAUGGUAGGUAAGUUGACAAUAGGGUUGAACAACCAGUUGAAGGUAGUGAACCGGUGCAAUUAAAAGUUAACACCCGUCCCGUUUCCAAUCCUACACCUCCUUUCUUAGAUGAAAGUGUCAUCAUCAAGAAUUCUUAGCCCUCUUCAUCUUUCCCCUAAGUUGCAAGGUCUUAUGAGCCAAAAGUUCCAUUUCCUUAUACUUUGAAAGAAACUUUGCCUUUCGGAAGGCAAGAAAGAAAAAUCCAUGACAUGAUGGAGGUCUUUAAACAAGUUAACAUAAAUCUCCCUCUUUUAGAUGCAAUUAGACAAAUUCCGCUUUAUACAAAAUUUUUAAAAGAUCUUUGCACACAAAAGAGGAAGAGCAAGGGACAAGGCCCUAAAAAAGUGUUGUUAACGGAGCAAGUGAGCUCCAUCAUUCAACAUAACACUCCACCUAAGUUCAAAGAUCCCGGUGCUCCGACUAUCUCAUGUGUAAUUGGAAACCAUGAAGUUCGUAGAGCUUUUCUUAUCUUAGGGGCGAGUGUUAAUUUGAUUCCUUACUCCGUGUAUGUCCAACUAGGUUUGAAUGAGUUGAAGCCAACCUCGGUGAUGCUUCAAUUAGCCGAUAGAUCCAUUAAAACUCCUAAGGGCAUGGUUAAGGACAUUCUCAUCAAGGUUGACAAGUUCUAUUUCCUGGUUGAUUUUGUGGUUCUUGAUACCGAACCGGUUACUAAUCCUACCAAUCACAUCCUAAUCAUAUUGGGAAGGCCAUUUCUUGCCACCGUAAAUGCAACUAUCAAUCGUAGAUCCAGGGUUAUGGACCUUUCUUUUGGUAACAUGAUGGUUAAGCUUAAUGUAAGUCAACAUCCCAUAGAUGAAGAUGAGUGUUGUCUCAUAGAUAUCUUGGAUGAGAUUGUAGAGGAGUUCAUUCCUUCCAUGGUUAUAAAAAUACCAAUUGAGGACAAUCUUUCAUCUCUUCUAUCUGAGGAUCCUCUUGCAUCUUGUCUCCUUGAAAUGUAUGAAAAUUGCGGGUUUGAUAAUGAAGGAUCAAUCAGCGAGGUUAAUGACUUAAUGGAAUCCGUAGCAAGUUUGAAUUUCCCCCCUUGGAAAGCACCAAAAAAACCUCUUCCUCCACUUUCUAGCAUUUCACUGGUCCUAUCUUUAGUCUCUCCACCCACUAUUGAGCUUAAAAAUUUCCCUCCCGAUCUUAAGUAUGCCUUUCUAGGCCCAAAAGAGACUCUUCCGGUCAUCAUCUCUUCAAAUCUUGAAAAAGAUCAAGAGAAUGCUCUUUUGAAUGUACUUAAAGAAAAUAAGGAAGCUAUUGGAUGGAGUGUAGCGGAUCUAAAGGGAAUUAACCCAUCCAUUUGCAUGCAUCGCAUUCUUAUGGAAGAUGAUGUAAAACCUUUUAGAGAUGCCCAAAGGAGAUUAAAUCCAAACAUGAAAGAAGUGGUUAAGAAAGAAGUUAUUAAGCUCUUAGAUGCCGGUAUCAUUUAUCCAAUCUCUGAUAGCAAAUGGGUGAGUCCAACUCAAGUAGUUCCCAAGAAAUCAGGGAUUAUGAUGGUUGAAAAUUUGAAAGGGGAAGCAAUUUCCAAGCGUACCUCCAAUUCGUGGCGUGUAUGCAUUGAUUACAGCAAAUUAAAUGCCGCCACUAGAAAAAAUCACUUCCCUUUGCCAUUUAUUGAUAAAAUUUUAGAGAGAUUGGCCGGGAAACAAUAUUAUUGCUUUCUUGAUGGCUAUUCGGGCUUUAGACCAAGAGAAAACCACAUUUACUUGUCCUUUUGGAACAUUUACUUAUAAACAGAUGCCAUUUGGUUUGUGCAAUGGCCCUGCCACAUUCCAAAGGUGUAUGAUGUCAAUUUUUUUGGACAUGGUGGAAGAGUAUCUAGAGGUCUUUAUGGGUGAUUUUUCUAUUUUUGGGUCUUCAUUUGAUGCAUGCCUCAAAAAUCUAAAUUUAGUGCUUAAAAGAUGUCGUGAAAUAAACCUUGUUCUUAGUUGUGAAAAGAGCCACUUCAUGGUUCAAGAAGGUAUUAUUUUGGGUCAUGUCAUCUCGAAAAGGGGAAUUGAGGUUGAUAAAGCAAAAGUUGAGCUCAUUUCUGAAUUACCUCCACCUUCUAUGGUGCGAGAAGUUUGCUCAUUUUUAGGUCAUGUUGGCUUCUAUCGCCGUUUCAUCAAGGACUUUAGCAAAAUUGCUAGACCUUUGUGCAAUCUUCUUGCCAAGGAAACUCCAUUUGUCUUUGAUCAAGCAUACCUUGAUGCUUUUCAUAAACUACGUGACUUAUUGUCAUCUGCUCCUAUUAUGCAACCUCCUAGUUGGUCAUUACCAUUUGAAAUCAUGUGUGAUGCCUCUGGUUAUGCCAUGGGAGCAGUUUUGGGGCAAAGGAUAGGAAAACUUCCAUGUGUCGUAUACUAUGUAAGCAAGACCCUCUUGGGAGCUCAAUAGAAUUACUCUACUACCGAGAAGGAAUUACGUGCCGUAGUGUAUGCCUUUGAUAAAUUUUGGUCCUAUCUCUUAGGGUCAAAAGUCAUUGUCUAUUCCGCUUAUGCUGAUUUGAGGCACCUUUUGACUAAGAAGGAAACAAAGCCUCAUUUGAUAAGAUAGAUUUUGCUUCUUCAAGAAUUUGAUUUUGAAAUUAAAGAUAAGAAAGACACCAAAAAUGUGGUUGCCGAUCAUCUCUCAAGGUUGGUAGUAGAAUCUUCCCCGAGCCCACUAAUUCAUGAUUCAUUUCCGGAUAAACAACUCUUCCAAGUUUCUAAUGGAUAAAUGCCCUGGUUUGCCGACAUCGUGAAUUUUCUUGCAAUAAGCAAGCUUCCGACCAAUUGGUCAAAGCAAGCAAAGAAGCUUUCUUUGCUAACAUCCGGAAUUACUAUUGGGAAGAUCCUAUCUUGUUUUGAUAUUGUCCAGAUCAAAUUGUGAGAAGGUGCAUUCCGGAGAGUGAAAUUCCAAGUGUGCUUGUGUUUUGCCAUACCCUUACAUGCGGUGGGCAUUUUAGUGCAAAGAAGACUGCUUUGAAAGUGCUUCAAAGUGGGCUAUUUUGGCCUACCAUCCAUAAAGAUGCCUACAAUUUUGGCAAGGAAUGUGAGAGAUACCAAAAAAUGGGAUCAAUGUCGAGAAGAGACAUGAUGCCCUUGACAAAUAUUGUUGUUGUUAAAAUCUUUGAUAUUUGGGGCAUUAAUUUUAUGGGUUCUUUUCCUAUGUCUUAUGGAUUUCAAUACAUUUUGCUUGCCAUUGAUUAUGUUUCUAAGAGAGUGGAGGCUUGUGCUACCAAAACCAAUGACCACUUCGUGGUUGUUCAAUUCAUUAAACCCAACAUAUUCACUCGUUUUGGUAUGCCAAGAGCCAUGAUUAGUGAUGGAGGAAAGCAUUUUUGCAAUCAAUUCUUAAGGCAAUUAUUUCGUAAGUACUCCGUUACUCAUAAAGUCGCCACUCCUUACCAUCCUCAAACAAGUGGGCAAGUAUAAGUUUCAAACCGAGAAAUUAAACAUAUUCUUGAGAAAACGGUUAACAUUACCCGGAAGGAUUGGUCACGUAAGUUAAAUAAUGCUUUGUAGGUAUAUCAUACGGCAUGUAAGACUCCCAUCGGUAUGUCUCCUUAUAGACUUGUUUAUGGAAAGCCUUGCCAUCUUCCGAUUGAGCUAGAACACAAAGCUAUAUGGGCAAUUAGAAAGCUUAAUCUUGACCUUAACAAAGCCGGAGAGAAUCGGUUACUCCAAUUGAAUGAGUUGGAAGAGUUGAGACACAAUGCCUAUGAUAAUGCCAAACUCUACAAAGAGAGAACCAAAACUUUUCAUGACAAACACAUUGUGAAGAAAUCUUUUAAACCUGGUCAAAAAGCUUGGCUUUUGAACUCUAGAUUAAAACUCUUUCCCAAAAAGUUGCGAACCAAAUGGGAAGGCCCUUAUGAAAUCAUUUCUGUUGCGCCCCAUGGGGCGGUUGAAAUUCAAAGUUUAAAGAAUGGUAACACAUUCAAGGUGAAUGGGCAAAGAUUGAAACCCUACAUUGAGGGACAAGUUUUUCAAAGACAUAUGGAAACUUCCCUUUUGGUAGAUCCAAUCUAUGAAGAGAUAUAGUGAUGCACUCAAUGUUCUCAAGAACGUCCAAUUUCCUACAUAUUCUUGCAUGUUCGAUUGAUCUCAAAGGAAGUUCGAUCAAUCGAACAGUCAUCUUUGCGUCCAAUCUCCUCUCUGUUCCAUCGUGCGGAAUAUUCCUGCAUAUUUUAGCUCCCUGUGUAUCGUGCAAACUUCAUUCUAGAUUGAUCUGGAAUUCUCAGAUCGAUCCAGUUUUUCCUUGGAUCGAUCUUAGUUCUGUACUUAGAAAAUUUUUUGAAGCUUUGAAAUAUCACCUCUCUGUGCAUCGAUCGAACAUGUCUGCAGGUUUUCACCAGUUGGAUCGAUCAAGAUUUGAUCGAUCUAUGCUUGAUCGAUCAGGUUGUUUUUACAAAAAAAAAAAAAAAAAAAAAAAAAAAAAAAUUCAAAGCAGUAUUCCGUCUUGCUAGAAACGUUAAACUUAGCACCCAUACGACACAUUGUAUCUUUUAUCUCUUGUAUCAUACAUGUUUAUUUUCAUUUUUAUUUCUUUAUUUCUUUUUCCAUUUUGUUUCAUUGUACAUACUUUCAUAAAAAGAAAAAUAUAAAAAAUUUUCCUAUUAUGCCCUUAUGUGUACUCAUGCUACUUUCUUAUUUUCUAUUGGGCUUAAUCUCAUAUCUCUUUCAUCUUGUGCUAUAUUACUUUCAAUUGCAUGCCUUGGUUAUUCUUAAACCAUUCGAUAUUUGAUGUGAGUUUGCUAGUGUGGUCAUUCAAGUAGGUUGUUGAUUCCAAGUUUGGGGGAGACGUCUUUCGAAUUGGAUCACUACCGGGCUUCAUGUCUAUCUACCACAGUAUACUCUUUCCAUCUUUUCCAUUGUUCUCAUUACACAUUGAGGAUAAUGUGUAGCUUAAGUUUGGGGGUGCUUAUCCCCAAAAUAAGUUAAUUCAGCCAAAUUAGAGCAUAAAAGAAGUAAUCUCAAGCUAAGUGGAAAAAUGGAGCAAAGUGGUGGAAAUCAGCAAACUUCGAUCGAUCAGGAAUACUUUUGAUCGAUCUCACAUUGAUCGAUCCCUCAUCACCGAGAUGGAUCAAACCCCUUGUCCUUUUCCUCAAGAAUUCCCAUCUUCGAUCGAUCAAACUUUCUUCAGAUUGAUCGAACUUCUUUGAUCUUAUCCCAACCUACCACUUUUGUCUUUUGCCCAAAAUAUCCCAAAAAUAUCUCAGAAUUGUCUUAUUCCAAAAAGUUGUUGCUAAGGAUUGAUCGAUCUGGCCUUACUUCGAUGGAUCUGGUCGGAGUUCGAUCGAUCUCAUUUGAAUUUGAUCGAUCAAACCUCCUCAAGUUUGAAAUAAAACAGAGUCCAGCUCAUUAAAAGAUAGCUUGUGGUGUAAUCAUUGAAGGGACCCUAGUGCACGAGACUUGACCAUUCGGUGUGACACUUGAGCUACCUAUAUAAGGAUUUUGGGCCAUUUUUACAUCAUAACUUAGAUAUCUCAAUAUAUCUCAUAUCACAUAUCUUGGAGAGGAGGCUAGAGCUUAGAGAGACAUACACUAUUUGGGAGUUCUUCCAUUCUUCUAGGGUUUCCAUCAAGAAGAAGAUCAUUCCUACCAUGAAGAUGGCCCUUGAGGGUUGGAUGACUACAUCAAUGAGUGGCUAAACAUCUUCUUGGGGCUAGAGUUAGCCCUAAGCAUGCCUUCUAGACCUUGAUGUUUUAUAUUUUGAUGGGAUUUGUGUUGUAAUCUUAUCUUGACAUUUGAUUUAUAUAUGAAUCUUGU
Molecule: messenger RNA, 7624 nt
Organism: Cornus florida
Lineage: Eukaryota; Viridiplantae; Streptophyta; Magnoliopsida; Cornales; Cornaceae
Exons: 2
Coding region: 2099-3625 (508 amino acids)
Source: RefSeq, a predicted model, not a curated record